Cyphellophora attinorum is the source of this 4086-nucleotide messenger RNA. Its product is annotated as putative WD repeat-containing protein. The transcript has a single exon. The record is from RefSeq and is a predicted model, not a curated record. Bases 1 to 4086 code for a protein of 1361 amino acids. Gene Ontology annotation, biological process: positive regulation of TOR signaling. Gene Ontology annotation, molecular function: protein binding. NCBI's taxonomy places the organism in Eukaryota, Fungi, Ascomycota, Eurotiomycetes, Chaetothyriales, Cyphellophoraceae.
AUGUCGGCCUCUCCUACAGCACCUCAACUAGACCACCCUCCUCCACCACCGCCAUUGCCGCCGUCUCGCUUGAGUCAAUUGCAACGCUUCAUCGCACCACUCAGCGGCCUCGCAAAGCCUGCGCGCAGUGCCACCGACCACCUUUCCGACCGCCCUCUGCCGCCGACCAGGCCGGUCGCGCGUCCAAGCCAUGGCUCAGAAGUCGCAAGAUCUACGGUCCAACACCGGACAGGCAUACCCAUCGCCGCCAUCGACAUAAACAGAGGCAAGACACAUGCAGUACUAGCCGGCAAGGACAUCCUGAAGACGGUGCGUGUGGCGGACGGGAAGGCUAGCGAGGACAUCAACCUGCGCGCAUCGAUUCUGUCAUUCCACUCGAGAUAUGCCUCGACAGAUGGAGACUCGGCAAAGCGCAGACGCGACUACCUGCCCGCAAGAGAUGUGAAGUGGUCUACUGGCAGCCUUUUUCCGAAUAUCAUAGCAACAGCCGCGGCCAAUGGUCGAAUCGCUCUCUACGAUGUGGAUGCUGCAGGGUCACGGCUCGAGCUUGCUUGGAUGCACGAGCACACUGCACAAGUCAAUAAGAUAGACAUAGACCCCUUCGCUGGUCGUCUAUUGCUAUCUGCGAGUCAGGAUCAAACUGUCAAACUGUGGGACAUUCGGGAUCCUCGAGCAGGCAAGGCGAAAUCGCGAUUUGACGUCCGGAAUGGGGUUCGUCACGUCUGUUGGUCGCCCAAAGAUGGCAAUGACUUCGAUUUUGCUGUAUGCGCUGACGGAGGGCUCGUCCAGAACUGGGACAUCAGGAGCCAUCUAGCCCCGAAAGUCAGCAUACAUGCUCAUGACAAGGGCUGCUACUCGUUAGACUGGCAUCCUGACGGUCGACAUGUCGUCACCGGCGGCUUUGACAAGUAUGUCAAGACCUGGGAUUUUAAGAGCAACAAUCGUCGACAAAAGCCGGCAUUUCAAUUCCGAGUCUCGCAAGCUGUUCGAAGUGUAAACUGGCGACCUGCGAGCGAGUUGUACUACAAAGGCACGUGGCAGACCACCCACAUUGCCACGACAUACCAUCACGACGACCCUAGAGUUCAUGUUUGGGACUUGACGCGCCCUCACUUGCCGUGGCUCGAACUGUGCACGACAAAUCGCCCACCUACAGAUCUUCUCUGGGCCUCAGCCGAUCAUGUUUGGACUGCUGGUGAGGAAGGAGUUUUCACUCAAUUCGAUAUCAACGCGCUGCCGAAGGUCAGCGAAAGUGUUUCACCGUCGACCUUGCUGUGGGUCCCUGGUGGAGAAAGUGCAAUGUUCAUGGAAGAAAGAGCUCCCAUCCCUGUUCGUUUCCAGUCAGAGAUGUUCUCUGGGCCGUCGAAGGAGAACCCGCGCGGUCAAAGUGAGAAGGAGAGGACGCCGCAAGAGGAUGAAGAGGAAUCUUUCUCCCGCAUGUCGUUCGCGUCGUCUAUGCGCUCACGACAGAAUCGCGAGCUGUCUUUCCGCUCUGACACAUCUAGAACAAACUCGCCGCCGGAGAAGCGCCCUGUUCAACAACUGGACAAGACCGUGCACGCUGGGCGGAUAUUGCAUCAGAACACUCAGAUUGGGGCUAUCGGACGUGUUCCGAGUGCGUCGGAGAACAAAGACGUUGCGUCGUUCCUAGCCAACAACUACGCGCCUAUUGCGACUGAGGAUGAGCGACGAGCUUCACCUGAUCUAAUUCUGUCGCGACUGCGCGACGCCUUCAUGAACAACGCAGAGGUUUCUGAUGAUGCAGCGUUGUAUCGUCAGGCUCAGUCGUGGAGAAUGCUGGCUGCAGUCAUCGUGCCAGAGCUUGAAGCUUGGGCUAAAAGCAACCAAGAGUCGCGCAAGCUCGAGAUCGCACGACGACAGUCUUUACAGAAGGCAGGGCGUCCUACAACAACCGAAAAUUCUCCGGCUUUCACCAAGGUGAUUGCCGCGGACCGCAACACAAAGGUCGAUCCUAAGGAGAACAAGAUCAUCAGUAACCUCUUCAAGGGCUUGAAAGAGCCAGGACGGACGGAGCACGAUAGCUCCUCAAACGUUACAACACCCUUAGCUCGACCAGUCAAUGAUUCCCCUCGGCACACUCCACGUCAACAUCGAAGCAAAGGUUCAUCCUCGUCACUCAACCUCGUCGAUGAUCUACCGGUUCUGCCACCGUCUCUGCUCAACUCACACGCUACAGCUGCUGCGGCAUCGAAAGCUCUACACAAUAGCAAUCGUCUUGAUUCCGUGGAUGACUCAUUUUCGCCAAUGUCCUCGCCAGAGCAGCCUCGUGCAAAGCAAGUGAAGUCGCCUGAUCUCAACAGUGGCUUGUUAUCUCCCAGACAGACGCUGAAGCCAGGGGAAGCUGUGCCUCGGGCGUCGCCGUAUCUGCAAGCGCAGAAGCAGGAGCAGAAGCGAAAUGCUCUUCGUGAUUACCGAGUUCAAGCCCGCCCCAUAUUCUCGCUCGAUACCAAGGCUCCGGAUCCAGACUACUCGAAGAACUCACAGCAUGACUCGGCUGAGAGCUUUCCGAUGUUCUCAGCGUCGACUGGCAGCUCUCAGAAGGCGCAUUUGAUGGGUCAAUCGACCGAAUCGAAGGUUGAGCCGGAUUCGGUGCAGCGACAAAGUAGCUGGCUAUCACGCGAGGACAGCUCUGAAUCGCCCUCCGUUGCUGGGAAGUCAAGCGGCCCAGCUGCGCAAAGAAUGCUACGAGACUUUUCAAUGGGAUCCGAUGCGCCACAAUUCAACAUGGACGAAACUCCUGAGCUGAAGGCUGACGAGUUUGAAGUCCCCAAUGCUUCACAAGAGCACUCAGCGUCACUGCCUUAUUCGGAAGUGGCUGCGAUCUCUGUUUCUCCCGACAUGUCACAUUUCGUUCGCUCUCAAUCGCCAAGGAAACCUAAGAUACAUGUCGUUAACCCAGCGCUGCAGCCCGUGGCAGCAAGUGCCAAAGCUGUGUCGUCCUCAGUCCGUGAUCUGUCCGACGAAGAGCUGAAACAAGACGGACUCAUCUUUGAAGACUUCCGACCUAUCGACAUGGCUUCCUACCGACCGAGCACACCUUUUGCCUGGUCAGCGUUUCCGCUCCUCUGCCACAUGAUCGCAUACGACGUGGACUCAGGAGUUGCUUGCGGUCAGCUCGCGACGCACCUAAUCCUCCACAUGGCGCCGUACUUCUUCGGACCAAGCAGUGCAAAUGCCAUCACUCCUUAUCCCAAGUCCCUUGCCGAGCGGCUCAUGCUGCCGAAAUAUGCUCAAAGAUGCAUAGAAGCGAUUCUGCGCAAACACCUGACGUUUUUGAAGCAGAUCAAGCAGACUGUUGCUUACGCUGCCCUGCGAAGCACAUGUGUCGAUCUGGGCUACGACAAGAACUUGUUCUCCAGCGAGCCGAAACCUGCGGAGCGAUCAGUCGACAAAGACUCGAGCAUUGUUCCUGUUGCGUGCUCGAACUGCGGUACUGAGAUAACAGCAGGUCGUAGAGUCUGCGAUGCAUGCCGGAACACACAGGCACCAUGUCCACUAUGUUCACGUAGCAAGCCGCCCGAGACGUCGUUGGACGCCGCCACAACAACUCCAACAUCCACCCAUCGAUCUACCUGGCUCACCUGCCAAUCCUGCGGACACACGGCCCACCAUAGCUGCAUGACCCAAUGGCUUCUCCGCCCCUCCACCCACGGUAUCUGCCCAACACCCGGCUGCACCUGCGACUGCGGUCCAGGAAUUAUACGCGACAAACGCAUCGACCGACAACAUCGCGCCUUCGAGGAACAACAACUCAUCCACGGCUCAAGCACAGUUGCAUCAGCCAAGAGGGACUCCCUCAAGGCAAGCCAGUCGCCCGCCGUGGACCGCGCAAGAGCGGUGAUGAGGGCGGCGAGUCGGGAUAGCGGGAGGGAGGUGCAGAGCGGUGAUGAGAAAGUCAGUGCUGGCGGAGCGGGCCGAAGAUCGAGUGCAAGAGUCAGCGGUGGCGGGACGGGCAGUGGGAGCACAACAAGUGCGUUUGGGAUGUCGUCGCGGAAGAGUGUACGAUUGAUGGCACCUGGGGAGGAGGAGGCGUUAAGGUUAGGACACGCAACGAAUUCGGGAUGA